AUGUCCUUCACUCCCUUUUUCUCAGCCUUGCUCCUAGCAGUAGCAGCAGCGACCACAGCCUCAGCAACGCCCCUCGCGGCCGCGCGCGCCGCCGACCCAGCAGGCACGAUCAGGUGCCCCGUCGUCUUUGACGGGCGCGUACCGGCAACGCUCCCGGCCACGGGGCUGGACGAGGCGUCCCGGUCGCCCUUCAACACGGCCUACGUCAAGGGUGAGGGCCUCAAGUGGAGCGACAUCAUCAAGUUCCCGACCGAGGUCGGCCGGCCGCGGUUCGAGAACUCGUCGAGCCACAAGCCCAUCACGGUCACGCUGAGUGACCGGUCCAUCUUCCAGACCCAGAGGGGGUUCAGGAGGGCGGGUUUGCAGUUUAGGGACGAUGCGAACGUCGGGGGUAGGGGUGCCGUCGGGGUGAGGACGCUGCAUUGGAGUGUCAAGAUUGAUCCGGCUAGGGGGUUGAAUCUGAGCCAUGAGUAUCUUAAUGUCUGGCACGAGACGGCCGACUACUCGGCCAAUCAGUUCAACUUUGAGAUGGGCAGCAUCCUGGGCCAGCCUGACCUGCUCAGCGACACUUUCAAGAUCCUCGACCGGCGCAACCGGCAGAUUUGGUCGACGCCCAUCGACGAGUCUGCGUGGAACAAUUUUGCCGUCACCAUCGACUAUGUCAACAACACGCUGCGUGUCUACUACUCCAAGAACGACGAGCCUCUCAGGGCGGCCUCUUGCGCGGCGACGCCCAACGACAACUCGGGCGAGGGCCAGUACCAGCUCGGCCUGCUCAAGAAGCCGACGGGGACCGACGACGUGGUCAACUCUGGGUACCAGGCCAGUGGAAUAGAUGAAGGUCUGAUCUACGGCGGCAUCUUCCUCGAGGAUAGCGCCGAUGGGUGUGUUUCCUUGUGA
This is a messenger RNA of Pyricularia pennisetigena, 900 nucleotides long. RefSeq lists its product as uncharacterized. The record is from RefSeq and is a predicted model, not a curated record. Bases 1 to 900 code for a protein of 299 amino acids. The transcript has 3 exons. NCBI's taxonomy places the organism in Eukaryota, Fungi, Ascomycota, Sordariomycetes, Magnaporthales, Pyriculariaceae.